Messenger RNA from Arachis stenosperma, 1339 nucleotides. RefSeq lists its product as uncharacterized. Lineage: Eukaryota; Viridiplantae; Streptophyta; Magnoliopsida; Fabales; Fabaceae. The record is from RefSeq and is a predicted model, not a curated record. Bases 68 to 1063 code for a protein of 331 amino acids. Gene Ontology annotation, molecular function: DNA binding. Gene Ontology annotation, cellular component: RNA polymerase III complex. The transcript is spliced from 10 exons. Gene Ontology annotation, biological process: transcription by RNA polymerase III.
AUUUACUCCGAGUUCGAGUCUCACUUUUUGCGAAAAAUAAUCUUUUUGGCGCUUCAUCUUCUCCGUCAUGGAUCAAGAUCCUCCUCGAGCUCCUCGGAAGAUGAAGUUCACCCCCAAUCCUCCACCCAAAAGGAAGCCCAAAACCACUGCUUCCCACAGGAGAGAUGCUGAAGGACAACAACAAAAUCCCGAAGAGGAUAAAUCCCUCUUGCGUCGUUGGAAUGAAAAUAUUGCAAGACGCACACCUAAAACUGAAACAAAAUCAAGUCAUCAAGUUGCAUUUGGUCCUGGAGAUAGUUCUUCAGCUAUGCUUCGGAGAUAUGGUAAAACAAGUCAAGUUGCAUUUGGUCCAGGAGAUGGUUCAUCGCCUAUGCUUCAGACAUAUGGUAAAAGAGGCGGCUCGUCUUCCGAAGAUUUAAAUGCUUUAACACUUCCUUCAAGUGCUGAAGAUGAUAAAAGUGAUACUUUUAUGUAUGAUGUUGAGGAAACCAUGAACAAAUCAGAAAGGAAAAGUAAAAGAGAGCACAAGGAACCAUGGGAUUAUCAACACUCUUACUAUCCUACUAGUCUUCCCCUGCGAAUGCCCUAUUCUGGAGAUCCAGAAAUUCUUGACGAGGAAGAAUUUGGGGAAGCUGCAGCAAGUGUGGAGUAUGACGAAAAUAAAAUCAAUGCUGCUGAGGAACUUGGCCUCAACGAGAAGAGUGACCAACAAAAGAUGAUUUUGUUCAAGUUUCCUCCUGUUCUACCUUUCGAAAAGCCGACGGGGAGUAGGAAGGGGAAGGAGAAAGUUGGUACAUCAACUGCUUCCAAAGAGCCUGGAAAGAAAGAGGGUACUCCCUUGGAAGGAUUGCCGACGGGACAUGUGGGAAAAAUUAUGAUAUACAAUAGUGGAGCAGUCAAGUUGAAAAUAGGAGAAAACCUAUUUGAUGUAUCUCCAGGCUCAAAUUCUCAAAUUUUGCAAUAUGCUGCAGUGAUGAACACUAAAAAGAAAGAGUGCUGUGUUCUUGGUCAGCUUGGUAAAAAUGCUGUGGUCACCCCUGAUCUUGAUUCACUUCAACUCUAAGAAGACAAAAUGUAAAUAUACCAUGAUCCACCGUCAAGUUAGAACAAUCAUUGACAUGGUAGUGGAAGUACCCAGUUACUUGUUAAAAGAGAUAUUGGGAGUAAAUAUACGUGUGAUUAACACCACUGAUUGAGACUUGAGAGUAGCAAGUUAGAUAAUGAACAUUGAUUUAGGCACUGUGAUAUGACAUGAAGAGUGUAAUUACUAUUGCUUGGUUGAAAAUAUUAUUCCAUGUAGGAAGUGCAUAAUUGAAAGAUGUUGAUAAUAUUCUCAAAU